This is a messenger RNA of Xiphophorus maculatus (southern platyfish), 5009 nucleotides long. RefSeq names its product aggrecan core protein-like. Gene Ontology annotation, biological process: cell adhesion. Lineage: Eukaryota; Metazoa; Chordata; Actinopteri; Cyprinodontiformes; Poeciliidae. Bases 135 to 4433 code for a protein of 1432 amino acids. The transcript has 20 exons. The record is from RefSeq and is a predicted model, not a curated record. Gene Ontology annotation, molecular function: hyaluronic acid binding.
UUCAGCCAAGCAUCCAGAGCUGCUGCUGCUGGUUCUCUUGUUUAAACUCAGAACCAACAACCAACGGACCAGCCGAGCAAAAACACAUCGGAGUCAAAACAUUCGACUUCAGGAGAUCUUUGAACAGGUAAAAUAUGUUAAAGUGGACCGUGCUCCUGUCUUUAUGUUUAAGUAUCUCCUCUGCAACAUUUGACUAUCUUUAUGAGCAGAGAUCCUUCAUGGAUCCAGAGGACAUUCUGACUGUGAGCAUUCCUCUGGAGGGCUUACAGCGCCCUCUGCUGGGAGAAACUCUGCUACUGCCGUGCUACUUUCAGGACCACUCUGUUGAAGAUUCUGGUUCUCCCCCCGUCACUCCCCUUUCCCACCGUAUCAAAUGGAGCUACGUCACAAAGGAAAAGGCGACUACCAUCCUUGUGGCUUUGGAGGGACAGGUCCGCAUCAGCGAAAGUUAUCUGGACAGAGUUCAGCUGCAGAGCUACCCCCAGACUCCAACAGAUGCCAGCAUCAAAAUAUUGGAGCUACGUUCCAGUGACACAGGAGUGUAUCGCUGUGAAGUUCAGAUUGGCAUUGAGGAUGCCUAUGACUUUGUGCAUGUCCUUGUUCAAGGUAUCGUGUUCCACUACCGGCCCUUUAUGGGUCGCUACACUUUGACUUUUGAGAAAGCGAAGGCAGCAUGUGCCCAGAACAGUGCAGUUAUUGCUACUCCAGAGCAGCUUCAAGCAGCAUUCGAAGAUAGUUUCCACCAGUGCGACGCAGGCUGGUUGUCUGAUCAAACAGUGCGGUACCCAAUCCACAAGUCUCGCAUGAACUGCUAUGGCGACAAAGAGGAACUCCCUGGGGUCAGGACGUAUGGCAUGAGAGAUCUCAAUGAGACAUAUGAUGUUUACUGCUUUGCAGAUAGGAUGCCAGGCAGCGUUUUUCACAGCACCUCUGCAGGGAAGUUCACCUUCUCUGAGGCUGUGCUGGCGUGCUCCUACCAAGGAGCUCGGCUAGCCACCACAGGUCAGCUGUACCUUGCAUGGCAGGGGGGUAUGGACAUCUGCAAUGCCGGCUGGCUGAGAGAUGGGAGUGUCCGCUACCCCAUCAAUAUUCGACGGCCACAAUGCGGAGGGGGUCUGCUGGGGGUGCGAACAGUUUAUCUCCACACAAACCAAACAGGAUACCCACUUCCUGAUUCUCGCUAUGAUGCCUUCUGUUACACAGAUUCCCCUGAUGAUGAGGGUUCAGGCACAGAUGAGGGGAGUGGUGCUGUGACUGUUACCACAGUGACGAAGAGUCCAGAGGUGUUCUUCAGCAAGACGACCACAGAGAGCGAAGCAGUUGGAGAGGUGGAGACCCAGCAGCCAUUUGAUCUGAGCUACACCAACAGCGAGAACCCCAACAAGCUGCCACUUCCUCCGCCAACAAACUUCACAGAUUUCACCUUUGACCUUAUUGAGGCCGUCACCAACCAGCCAGCUGUACAAAGGGAGCCCAGCAAAACCUCUGUCAUCCCUCCAGCAGGCGUGGUCUUCCAUUACCGCUCACCCACUGGCCGUUAUGCUCUCACCUUCGUCGAGGCUCAGUUGGCCUGCCAGGGUGUCAGAGGCUCCAUGGCCACACCACAGCAGCUGCAGCGAGCAUACGAGGACGGAUACCAUCAGUGUGAUGCAGGUUGGCUUCUGGACCAGACUGUGAGGUAUCCUAUCGUGUUUCCUCGAAAAAAAUGUGCUGGAGAUCUUGGAGAUCAACCUGGAGUUCGGACGUAUGGCCUCAGACCAGCAGAGGAGAGAUACGAUGUUUACUGCUACACCGAGGAGAUCAAAGGAGAGGUUUUUCAUGUGGGAUCUGCUGAGGGUUUCACCUAUGACGAGGCUGCUUCUGCCUGUGAAAACCACAGUGCGGUUCUGGCCUCCACUGGAGAGCUCUAUGCAGCCUGGAAACUGGGCUUGGACAAGUGCCGAGCAGGCUGGCUACUGGACCGCAGCGUUCGUUACUCCGUCAACAGCCCCCGUCCUGGGUGUGGAGGAGAGAAAUCAGGGGUGCACACUUUGUACUCUCCUCCAAACCAAACACAUUACCCUGAGCCUGAUGCCAGAUUUGAUGCAUACUGUAUAAGAGACAUCCAGAAGGCUCUACCUAACCAGACAUCGGAUACUGACUUAUUAAGGCCUGAUGAUUUCUUCAUCGUUCCUCCCAUCCCCAUGGAGAUUUCAAGUUCUGGCUCUGGUUCAGCAGACUUUGAUUCAGGCAAUGCAGGAGAUAAUUCUGGAGUACAAUUUAACUCUGGAGAUCAGUCUGGUUCUGGAGAUCAGUCUGGUUCUGGAGACCAGGUUACCUCUGGAGAUCAGUCUGGUUCUGGAGAUCAGUCUGGUUCUGGAGACCAGGUUAACUCUGGAGAUCAGUCUGGUUCUGGAGACCAGGUUACCUCUGGAUAUAUAUCUGGUUCUGGAGGCAAACUCCCCUUUGGAGACCAAGGUGGGUAUACAGAGACUGUGGUGACCAGUGGAGGAUCUGGUUUGGCCUGUGCAUCUGGUUCUGGGUCAGGACCCAGAGUUGUUUCCUCUGGACCCUGCAUUGCAGCAGUAGAGGGCUCAACGUUAGGAGAACCUCAAGAGGCUGGAGAAGGAAGCACAGACGUUCUUAUAUUCCCUUUGUCUGCAGCUGAUUCUGGGAAGCUCAGUGGAAGUGGAGUUAUGUCCGGGUCUGGAUCUGGAUUUGAUGCUGUACAUCUCACUGGCACGGGUCUUAUCUUGGACCAAGAGUUGUCAGGUUUUAGUGGUUUUCUAUCUGGAUCUUCAUCUGGAAGUGGACUAUCUGAAGACAUUUCUGGAAGUGGAGAUGCUCCAAUCUUAAUAAUAGAUGACAAACUAAUUGAUGCAAAGAAGGAAUACAACCUUGAUGGAGGUCCGUUAGAUUUCAGUGGUUCUGGAAACUUUUAUAAAUCUGGGAUUCUCAGUGGGUCAACCUCUGGAAGUGACUCCGAGACUCUUACUGGUGUGACUUUUAUGGGUUCAGGUUUCACUAAACUUAUGGGGUCACCUUCUGGAGAACAAGAGGAGGCUUCUGGGGGUUUAUUCUACAGCUCUGGACCAGAAAGUGGGGGUCAGAUAUCUGGAUUUAGAAUCUCAAGUUGCAGUUUUGAUUCUAGAGCUGGAGGUUCUGGAUCUGGUUUCUCUAAAUCUGAAACAUCAACAACUAAAGGCGAGGAAGAAGGCAGUGCUAUAUUUUUCACUCAGGGUCUAAUGACAGAAAUACCUGAAGAUGACAAGGUGCCUCUUCGGCUGGGAGAAAACUCAGUGGAGUACAGUGGAGAAACAAGUGGCAACAAUGGUUUCUACUCCGGUGAUGGAAACAAGGACUUAUCUGAGGAUAACACCUUCAUGUCAGGGGUUUCUUCUUCUGGAGAUUCUUCUGAUCCACUGGUGGUGGUCCUACCUGCUCCAUCAGUUGACCCAGCACUAACAGAACCCACCAUAAGAACAGAUGAAGAUGUUAAUGGAACUGAACUGACACACAACUCCAGAGUUUAUGUUUCGUCAGGUCCAGCAGUUGCCCCUGCAGGAUUAUCAGCUCCUCCUGCAGAAAUCAAACCAGCUUUUGUACAAACACCAGCUGUCCUAGAAGCUUCCAACCCAUGUGAACCAAAUCCUUGUGGCAAUGCUGCAUGCACAGUAGAGGAAGGGGUUGCUUUCUGCUUUGAGGCAGAAGUGUGCCAUCCCAACCCUUGUACCAACGGAGCCACCUGUGUGGAGAGUGCAGACUCUUUCAAAUGCUUAUGCCUGCCCAGCUACGGAGGGGAACGCUGUGAGAUCGAGGAGCAGCGAUGUGAAGACGGCUGGACGAAGUUUCAGGGAAACUGCUACCUGCCCGUCUCUGACAGGGCGGAGUGGCUGGAGGCGGAGCAACGCUGUCGGCACCUGAACGCUCACCUGGUCAGCAUCAUCACACCAGAGGAGCAGCAGUUUGUCAGCGCUAAUGCGCAGGACUACCAGUGGAUCGGCCUGAACGACAAAACGGUGCGGAACGAUUUCCAGUGGACGGACGGCUCUCCACUGCAAUAUGAGAACUGGAAGCUGAACCAGCCAGACAAUUACCUCAACUUAGCAGAGGACUGCGUGGUUUUGAUCUGGCAUGAGAACGGAAAGUGGGACGACGUUCCCUGCAGCUACCACCUGCCGUUCACCUGCAAGAAGGGACCAGUGUUUUGCGGCGCUCCGCCUGUGGUGAAAAACACACGCAUGUUUGGAAACCGGAGGUCGGAGUAUCCGGUCAACUCCAUCAUCCGUUAUCAGUGCAACCCAGGAUUUAGACAGCGCCAUCUACCUGUGGUCCGGUGCCAAGCUGACGGGAACUGGGAGAAACCCAAAGUGGAGUGCACAGAUGUAAAAGCCAGGAACAGAAUAAAACUCAGGAGCAGCAGGAAUUCACCAGUGAGCGAAAAAAACAAAUAAAAUUAAUUAAAGUUUUUAAAAGCGAGAAAAAUCUUUUCACAUAAUUUUUAAUUUUUAUAAUAUAAAUUAAAAUGCUUGAAUUUUCAUUCUUUGGGUGCUACGUUGUGGUAGCACUUGUUUAAAACCCUCAUCCCUUCUCACUAAUAUAUUUAAAUAUUUACGCAUGAAUGUCCAAUAUUUCUUUUAGAUCCCACUAAUAUGAAUAUAGAGCGGAUUCAGCUGAAUGCUUUAGCUUCCAGGUUGUCGUUCCAGAGACAGAAAUGACCAUUUUUAGACAAAAGUCUAUAUUUAGAGACUUGCAGCAAACAGGAAGAUUUUAGAGGAUUUUAGAGUUUAAAGCAGCAGCUUAUCAUGUUGGUGGGAUUUUUAACAGCAUUUUUUCUGUUUUAUCUGAUCACCAUCACCAAUGCUGUGCAGUGCACAGAUUUUUAUAAAUCACUGCUGUAAACCUCCAGUUCCUUCACUUCAUGUCGUUUGUGCUCGUGUGUUGCAUCACUGUCGCCGUUUGUGGGGGCUGCGCCUCCGUUAAACAUGUUGUCACCUGCUGCAUAAUCAAAUAAAGACGCUGGAAACGUG